Peronospora matthiolae is the source of this 1452-nucleotide messenger RNA. The record is from the annotation of a GenBank genome assembly. Lineage: Eukaryota; Oomycota; Peronosporomycetes; Peronosporales; Peronosporaceae.
AUGGGACCGACGACCGCACGGCACACGCUCGCGGAGCUGCAGUUCCCCAGCUUCCUCACGCAGCUCAAAGCCCCUGGUGCACUCGAAGCGCCCAUGCGGGUCGAACCUCAAUGGGCGUCCUCAGCAUCGUCGCCGACCAGCAUCACGUCCAACCCGACGAACGGCAGCUCCCUCACAACCACGUCCCAGCCACUCCCGAGCUUCACGCUGGACCAGCAGAGUAGCAGCUACGGCUACGGUAGCAGCAACAGCAACAGUAGCAGUAGUGCCAUUACAACCAUCUCGACAACCCACGUGCCGUUCCGGCCGCCCAUGGGGAGCCUCUCGACGCCAACGGGGUACUACACCCAGCACCUGCUCCCUCCACGCGACGGUCCGCCAUUCACGUCGUCGUCGGCCGCUUCAGCUGCUUCAGCUUCAUCGUCGACCUGGAGCGGUCCGAACUACACGAGCGACACGUCCGUGGUCUUUGGGGACUACGCGCCCCAGCAUCUCCCUCCGCCACCACCUCCACCUCCUGCUCCUGCUCCCCCUGCUGCUGCUCUCGCUUCGCAGGUCGUCCUGCAUCCCCUCGUGCUUCAACACAGCGAGCCGUUGCCGCGGUCGAACGACGACGACCUGGCCCUGGACGCUCAAAUGUUGCGCGAGGUGCUCCAGGGCAUGCCCACAGGCCAAACGCCCGUACCCAGCCACCAGCACCACCAGCAUCACCACCACCAGCUUCCUCACCCCCACCACGCAGCAUCGGGGCGUAGUCAGCCGUCCCCGAUGCCCGGUCUCCAGCUCCUGUUUGCGUCGCCUCUGAACGCGUCGGACCCGACGCAUGCGACGCUCGUCCCCGGGUUCUACAGCUCGGCGAUGGCCCUAGCUUCGACUUCGGGUGAGGUGCUGUGCAGUCCGCCAAUGUCGGUGGUGAGGACCGACCGGACGUCAACCGGCGUCCCUGACCCGGUGGGAUUGCCUUCGACCGGUGCCGGGUCUUUGAGCAGCACUUGCUCGCCCUUGGCGCACGCUUUGCCGCGCAAGAAGCGGUCGAGCGCGACGCGCAUCUGCAAGGUUGACGGGUGUACGAAAGGCAUCCGGUCGAGGGGGCUAUGCAAGGCGCACGGCGGCGGCCGCCGGUGCACGACCCCCGGGUGCACCACGAGCGACCAGGGCGGCGGUCACUGCGUUUUGCACGGCGGCGGCCGCCGGUGCCGGAUCGAAGGAUGCAAGAAGUCGGCGCAAUGGCGCGGCGUGUGCAAGAUGCAUGGCGGGGCGCGACGCUGCCGCUAUGGCCAGUGCACGAAGAACGGACAGGUGAAGCAAGGCUACUGUCGGAUGCACCACAACCUCUUGACGGAGCAGCGACAGCAACAAGAACAACUGCAGACGCAGCAGCUGCAGCAUUUACGGCAGCAGCAACUGCCGAUGGGGGGCAAGAUGCAAGGGACGGAGAGGGGCGGGAGCUAA